This is a messenger RNA of Cephus cinctus (wheat stem sawfly), 1169 nucleotides long. RefSeq lists its product as uncharacterized. Bases 117 to 512 code for a protein of 131 amino acids. The transcript has 4 exons. The record is from RefSeq and is a predicted model, not a curated record. NCBI's taxonomy places the organism in Eukaryota, Metazoa, Arthropoda, Insecta, Hymenoptera, Cephidae.
UCCUCCCACUUCCUCGUCGUGCCUCCACAGACUUCAAAGGCAACUCAGUCGACCAGCAGACGCUGUCUUACGAAGGUUCCGCCACAACUUUUGUCCGAGACACACACGCUCGCAGCAUGGGAAACGUCCACGUCUUUUGUCUAACUUUCGUCCUUGCGACACUCCUCAUCUUUGUCCAUGCUGGAGACAUGAUGCGCAAGAGUAUAGUCUUCGACAAAAAUACUCCUGACGUCUUUUACUGCCCUCAGCAUAAACCCACUGGCUUCGAGAAGAUGAUAGUACGAGCAAAGCCACUGUCAAAAUUAUGUCAAUUCGAAGGUGGUCCGAUACCCGAGGAUUACAAGAGCGACUGUUACAACGACGUGGACGAGACCGAAUACGCGUGCAAGGAAAAAUACAGAAUCAUGAUGAGACUCCAUCCACCUGGCAGCGAUACACCGUAUAAUGGAACACGUCUGACAAAAUUUCAAGAUCUCGACAAAGAAAUAUACCUCAAAAAAAACCAAGUUUAAAAAUAAAAAUCAAGUCAUAAUACAACGAAUCAAAGAUUUCAGUGAUAAUCUGACAAUGCUGAUCCAUAUCCUACUAAACAUACGAAACGAAAAAAAAAAUGCGAUCAAUUUUUUAUCAAUUAAUAAUUGAUCAAGGAAAAGACCUUUCUUUGACAUAGUGUCCAUACCUAUGAUUAUUUCCUAUUUGACAUUCCGUUUCAUUGUAUGGUUGAACGUUUCUUCAACAUCAUAAUUUUCGUGGUACCAUGCAUUAUAAAAACCCUGACUUAGUGCAUUUUCUCAACGAAAAACAAAAUUGUAACAUACUUGUAAUAUACUAAUUGUACGAGAAUAACAUACGCUGUUGAUUUUAAUCUGAAUUAUCCUAAUUAUUGAUUCAUGCUGUAUAUCUUUGAAUACGAUGGUAUAAAUCCACGAAUUCGUGUUCUCGUUGAAUCAACAUGAAAUUAUUGGAUAAAAAAGAAAAACCAAAAGCACAUAUAAACCUUAGGUUUUCUUAAAUUACAUUUAUUUUUUUAAAUUGGUUAUUUGUCACAAAAUGAAAGGUGAUUUCGUAUAAGGCGGAAGUGACGUCAAAUACUCUUUAGAAAUUCUAAUCGACAAUGAAUUUUUAUAAUUGCAGCUGAUAACUCUAAUAAAAGAACAUGUGCAUCCUGA